AACUGUUCAGACCAGACAGGCAAAAAGUGCAACAGGACAGAGUUUGUAUUCUGAAACCACUGGACUUUUCUGGGUGAUUAUGACCCGACGGAGCAUGUCCUUUCUGCUGUUAAUUCUGUUUGGGAUUCAGGCUGCUGUUUUGGUUUCAGCUUAUCCCAGAGAGCAUCUGGUGAGACACCAAAAACGGUGGUCUGUCCCUCCUAGACUACUGAGUGAGAACAGGGACUACACCCAAUGGGCUUUUAUUGCCAAGAUCCGAUCGGACCAUGCAGGGAUGGAAAAAAUUACUUAUUCCUUAGAGGGCAUCGGAGCAAAUCAGUACCCUUAUCAUGUGUUUGUGGUUGACCCUCAUACUGGAUACAUCCGUGUGACCAAAAUCCUUGACAGGGAGGACAUCGCCCGAUACCAAUAUGAGGCAACCAUUUUGGAGAACACACAGAAUGUUGAGGUGAUGAGGCUCAAAGCAGAAGACCUGGACGAAGAGAACACAGACAACUGGGUUGUUGUUUAUGAAAUCGUCAAAGGGAACGAGGCCGGAUAUUUCAGCAUAAAAAAAGAUCCCAUAACCGGCGAACACAUCUUAAUGCUUGAUAAGGCUGUGGACUUUGAGGAUGUAAAAAACCUGAACCUAGGGCUAGCGGUGCGCAACAAGGCCCCCAUGUUUAACGGAUCUAUUCCCAAUGGUGGAGCUAGUAUUGGUUUUGGAGGAGGUCCCAGUGGUCCCAGUGGUGCCUCUGGUGCCAGCGGCUCCAGCAGCUCCUCUGGAACCGGUGGAUCCGGUGGAAAAUUCAAAACCUAUCCAAUCAAAAUCAAUGUGAAGAACCAGGCAGAAGGACCACAUUUUGAACCAGCAGUCAAAGCUAUUCCAGUCACAGAAGGAAGCGAGUCCUUCACCGUUGGUCAAGUCAUCUCCAGUUAUCCUCCCUCUGCAGAAAGAUGA
This is a messenger RNA of Cyprinodon variegatus (sheepshead minnow), 940 nucleotides long. RefSeq names its product desmoglein-4-like. Gene Ontology annotation, cellular component: desmosome; membrane. Gene Ontology annotation, molecular function: calcium ion binding. The coding region runs from base 80 to 940 and encodes 286 amino acids. Gene Ontology annotation, biological process: homophilic cell-cell adhesion. The transcript is spliced from 6 exons. NCBI's taxonomy places the organism in Eukaryota, Metazoa, Chordata, Actinopteri, Cyprinodontiformes, Cyprinodontidae. The record is from RefSeq and is a predicted model, not a curated record.